Messenger RNA from Oryza sativa Japonica Group (Japanese rice), 1257 nucleotides. RefSeq lists its product as uncharacterized. The record is from RefSeq and is a predicted model, not a curated record. Gene Ontology annotation, molecular function: protein binding. NCBI's taxonomy places the organism in Eukaryota, Viridiplantae, Streptophyta, Magnoliopsida, Poales, Poaceae.
AAAAAUCCAUAUUCUUCUCCUUCUUCUCCCUCCGCGUCGCAUUCGCAUCACCCCCCCGAAACCCUAGACCCACCACCACCACCACCAUCCCCGAGCUCGCGGAGAGGCAGCGAGAGCGAGAGGUAGCUGCUAGUAGGCGUCGGGCGAGGAGAUGUACGCGGACCAGAUCUCCACCGGCCGGAAGCGCUCCAUCCACGACCGCAUCGACGGCGACCAGCCCGCCGCCCGCGCUGGCGCCGGCGCCGGCGGCCGGGGGGCCCGUAACCCGCCGUCCAAGAGGCAACGGCAAACUGAUGAAAAAUGGAAGCAUGAUCUUUACCGGGAAGACGAUGAACCAGCUUCAAAAUCAAUUGAUCCACGGGAUUUGCGAUUGAAGCUUCAGAAGAAAAGCUCUCAGCAAAGCUUUGCUGGCCAAAGGGGUUCUGGUGUACGUGAUCUACGUGAGAUGCUUUCUGGAACAAUGCACCCACAGCCAGUCAAUGCGGACCCUCCAAAGGCAAAGCCAUCAUCAGAGAUCGUGAAAGUCACAAGGCGUGAAAAUGCAGAUGUAAUGCCUGUACGUCAAAGUAAGAAAGUACCAAAACCGACGUCAUCGAAGAAGACAUCUCAGCCGAAGGCUGACAGUCCACUUGAUAUUUUCCUGAAAUCUCUUGGACUUGAGAAGUACUCGAUUACCUUCCAGGCAGAAGAGGUUGACAUGGCAGCCCUAAGACACAUGACUGACAGUGAUCUUAAAGCUUUGGGCAUUCCGAUGGGUCCCCGGAAGAAGAUCAUGCUUGCCUUGGAAUCGAGAGCGUAGGGAGGGCUGGCGUGUAAUGUAGAAAGGCUGGGCGAUUAGGAAUUGUAUGCUCCUCUGCUUGCUUGGUAAACCCAAAGUGUCCGCAUGUCCUGGAUACGGCGCAAGAACAAAAGCGCUGGGCGUCUUGUAAUGCGUCUUCUGACUAGUUGAGCAUUCCGCAUUCUCAGCCAGUUUAGGAUGUUUUAGAGGCUGGAUGAAGGUUGACAAUGUAAUAUUAUUAGUCUCCUGUUAAUUUUUAUCUGGUCGGCUUGCUUGUCAGGACUCAGGACCAGCUGAUUAAUCAAAUUGUUCAUGCGGUACACAGUAUUGGAGCUGUGCCGAUGUUCUUGGGGUUGCUUUGCUGCUGUAUACGAUUAUUAUUCCAUUGUUGUCUUCUCUCCAUCGGAGGGAGGGGGAUGACACAUUUCAAACUACCUGAAUUUUGGUUUAUUAUUAUUAUAUACAAAUUUGCGAUCUCC